UUAGAUUUGAAUUGCAAAGAGCAAUUCUUGAUUACUUAUAGCACCAUGUCCGACUACGAGGACAAUAUGGACGUGGAUGGCCCGGCAACCAAGAACGCCGUCCAGUUCAGCUCCGAUAACACUGGCGCAAAACAUAAGAGAGCUGCGGCAGAUUUACCAGUGGAAGCUCAAGAUAAUCUGCCUUGGGUGGAAAAGUACCGCCCGAACACCCUCGAUGAUGUCUCCGGCCACAAAGAUAUAUUAGCUACGAUUAAUCGAUUUGUUGAGGCGAAUCAAUUACCACACCUUCUCCUCUACGGCCCUCCCGGUACGGGCAAAACGUCCACAAUCCUGGCCCUUGCCCGACGGAUAUACGGCAGCAAGAACAUGCGACAGAUGGUGCUCGAACUCAACGCUAGUGAUGAUAGAGGAAUUGAUGUUGUUCGGGAGCAGAUUAAGACUUUCGCGAGCACAAAACAAAUAUUCUCAAUGGCACCGUCCGCUACUGGUAAAUCGUCGCUCGCGUCGUUCAAGCUGAUUAUCCUGGAUGAGGCGGAUGCCAUGACAUCCACCGCGCAGAUGGCGCUUCGCCGGAUUAUGGAAAAAUACACCGCCAACACUCGGUUCUGCAUUAUCGCCAACUAUACCCACAAGCUUUCUCCUGCCCUCCUUUCCCGAUGUACUCGCUUCCGCUUCAGUCCGCUCAAGGAACAGGAUAUCCGGGUCCUGAUUGAUCAGGUAAUCGAGAAGGAAGACGUGCGCAUUCAACCUGAAGCUGUCGAUAGCUUGGUCACCUUGAGUCGUGGUGACAUGCGUCGUGCUUUGAAUGUGCUUCAAGCCUGCCAUGCAAGCAGCAAACCGCUUCCAAUCAAGAACGCGCCCCAAGAUCAAGCCGUCCCCGAGCCGGAAACGAUUACAAAUGAGACGAUAUACGACUGUAUUGCCGCGCCACAUCCAGCCGAUAUCCAACAGAUUGUGACCACACUGCUCGCGACCAGCGACGUGACAUCAUGUCUCAACACUUUGAACACAUUGAAAAUCAAUAAAGGCCUUGCCCUAGCAGAUAUCCUUUCUGCACUUGGGGAGCAGCUGUAUCGACUCGAGGUUCCGGCGCAGACGCGGAUCACUUGGCUGGAAGGCUUAGCAGAGAUUGAAUGGCGUCUGUCCGCAGGCGGAUCGGAGACCGUUCAGACCGGCGGCCUGGUUGGAGUGAUCCGAAAUGGAUGUGAGCUGAUGGGGGAUAACGGUGUGAGUCAGGCAUAA
This is a messenger RNA of Aspergillus nidulans FGSC A4, 1242 nucleotides long. RefSeq names its product replication factor C subunit 3. The coding region runs from base 46 to 1242 and encodes 398 amino acids. Gene Ontology annotation, biological process: DNA replication; DNA strand elongation involved in DNA replication; DNA-templated DNA replication. The record is from RefSeq and is a predicted model, not a curated record. NCBI's taxonomy places the organism in Eukaryota, Fungi, Ascomycota, Eurotiomycetes, Eurotiales, Aspergillaceae. Gene Ontology annotation, molecular function: ATP hydrolysis activity; ATP binding; DNA binding. Gene Ontology annotation, cellular component: Ctf18 RFC-like complex; cytosol; DNA replication factor C complex. The transcript has 5 exons.